Somion occarium is the source of this 1229-nucleotide messenger RNA. NCBI's taxonomy places the organism in Eukaryota, Fungi, Basidiomycota, Agaricomycetes, Polyporales, Cerrenaceae. The record is from the annotation of a GenBank genome assembly.
GUGGCUCACCCGUUCACUUAUCACAACCACGACCACCGUUCACGACUUCGUUUUCCGCCAUAUCUUUCCAUCUUAAUCUUCUUCAUAUCUCAUCUGCACCUGGACUAAAACUGCUCUUUCGGAAUACCGCUCUGAACCGCUUUGAUUUAUAAAAAUACCAAUAGGAAUGCCAGUAUGUGGUAGUUCGUCUGGGACACCGUCAUUUGGCAGGAACCGGCCAAUACAAAGAAAGGUUGUCGUCUGCGGUGACGGUGCAUGCGGAAAGACCUCCCUUCUGAACGUCUUUACGAGAGGAUUCUUCACCCAAGUCUAUGAACCUACGGUGUUCGAGAACUAUGUUCACGAUCUAUAUGUUGACGAUCAGUUGGUUGAAUUGAGUCUGUGGGAUACCGCUGGUCAGGAGGAGUUUGACCGUCUGCGGUCAUUGAGUUAUGCAGAGACUCAUGUCAUUAUGAUCUGUUUCUCGGUGGAUAAUCCGACGUCAUUAGAAAAUGUGGAAUCCAAGUGGAUUGAUGAGAUCCUGGAAUACUGUCCAGGUGUUAAGCUAGUGCUAGUCGCUUUGAAAUGCGACCUUCGAGACGACCGUGGCGUGCAAGAUCGGUUGGCUCGCUUUGGCAUGCACACCGUGCAAUAUGAAGAGGGACUCACAGUUGCAAGACGAAUAAGGGCUUCGAGAUAUCUCGAAUGCAGUUCAAAACAUAAUCGUGGAGUCAAUGAAGUAUUUUACGAAGCUGCCAGAGUCUCGCUCAGUACCCGAGCGAAAGGCUCAGGGUCGUAUUCAGGACGGAGCGGUUGUAUCAUUGCAUGAUGCAUGGCCGUUUUCUUUCAUUUCCUCAUGGGCUGUUUCUCGUUUAUGGACAUUUGUCGUAUAUGUAUAUUGUUUUCCAGCUAUGCAUCUCAGUUCCUGUUCGCAUAUACCUAACUGUACCCUAACUGUACUAACUAGUUCCUGUAUGUUUGUAAUAUCAUAGUACAUCACUUGCUGCGCAACUUUUCAUGUCUCAAUACUCAUUGCUGCCGAUAAUUCAUGAAGAGAAUACCGACAUAAUGAUAAUUAUUCCAUAGGCGUUACGAGAGUCAAACAGAGGGAUAUGCAAUAGGACAUUACAACAAGAUGAAGUAUGAGUAGUGUGCGGAUGUCUGAUCAGAAACCGCCGAAACCAGUCAUGGCAGGAGGCAUAGGCAUACCAGUCGCCAUAGGCAUCACUGGCGGUGCUUGCCCAGGGUAU